AUGUCCGAGUGGCGCCCCAUCAACUCCAAGGCUCUCAAGGCGGACAUGUUUACGGUGGCGGGGAAGCUGGGCAUCGUGAUCAGCGACGAGAUGGGCAUCCUGUUCGCCACGGAACCAUGCACUUCGUCGGGUCUACGCUCUCUACGUGGUGGUCUCGACGUGGUGGGCGGUCGACUCCAGCGCACGCUGCUGGCGCUGUCGCCGAUGGACGACGGAAGUCAGGACGCCGAUGCACACAUCGAGCUGUUCCGAAACGUGUUGGCCGUUUACAACAAGACGGUGGACAUGAUCCAGUUCAUUGUUGCGUAUUACUACGAAGCUCGGCGUCUCAUUGGUCGGUUCGCUGGUCGUCGAUCGUCGACCUUCGAGAUGCUAGAGCGCUACAUGGACCUGCGAUCGCACAUCCGACUCGUGGAGGCCGUGGAAGACGACUUUCAUACCAGUGGCGAGCACAAGCAGCUGGGGACGUGUUUCGUCAUCUGCGUAAGCUCGACAGUGUGUGCAAGCGACUGCAGUGUGAGUCGACGAGUGCGAGGUGAAUACCUAAAACCCACGUCAAAAAUUGUGCACUCCCCCGCAUUUGGGCACGGGCUCGCAAAAUUUGCUGCUGGUGAAAGCCUAUCAACGUCGGAGGCUACGGCGCUGAAUCGGCUGGAGCGCUCACAAGCUGAGAUGCCACGACGCGCGGCUGAAGACGAGCGCGCGGGUCGGGAGCAAGACUACGCUGCGGAGAUCAUCCGGCAGGGCGGCGGGACCAAGCGGCGCAAAGGAGAGCGUGUGGCGUACGUCGCCCUGGCGGCGAUGGUGCCACCGACAUCCAACUCGUGCGAGCGCCUGUUUUUGGAGUGCAAGUGGGUGCUGACACCGCAGCGCGGCAGUUUGCUCCCGGCGAACUUCGAGAUGCUCGUAUUCCGGCGCGCUAACAAGACAAUGUGGGACGUCACUACUCUG
This is a messenger RNA of Phytophthora sojae, 951 nucleotides long. RefSeq lists its product as hypothetical. The annotation marks the transcript as partial. The record is from RefSeq and is a predicted model, not a curated record. Lineage: Eukaryota; Oomycota; Peronosporomycetes; Peronosporales; Peronosporaceae. The transcript has 5 exons.